AUGGCGCCCCAAGUCGUAGCCAGCAACAGCGUCCACGAGAUCGACGCUCCAUGGACGCCUACAGCAGACGCACCUGCCACGCCGCCGCCCGAGACGCCCCGGACGCCGCCGACGCCGUGUCUGCAUACCUUCCGCACCAACGACGGGACACUCCGCGGUUUCUUGGCGUCAAUGUUUCUCUACUCGGCGGGCCCGUUCUGCUGCUGCACGCGCCAGCGCCGGUGCAUGCAGUGCGGCGCGACCUUGGACGCAGAGAACCGCGCGGUCGAGCGGUCGUACAGCGGUAGCGACACGGACGAGUCGCACGGUAGUACGAUCCCACGCGAUGCGCCGGCGCCCAGUGAGACGACGCCGAUGCUACGACCGGCGUCGUAA
Saprolegnia parasitica CBS 223.65 is the source of this 375-nucleotide messenger RNA. RefSeq lists its product as hypothetical. NCBI's taxonomy places the organism in Eukaryota, Oomycota, Saprolegniomycetes, Saprolegniales, Saprolegniaceae. The record is from RefSeq and is a predicted model, not a curated record. Bases 1 to 375 code for a protein of 124 amino acids. The transcript has 3 exons.